CCAUGAAACGCAUCAUAGACGUGGGCCAAGUGUCUAACACAACUCUGGAAGGUCUUGGCACGACCCUCCACCAGGCACUGAACAUAGUCCUCACCAUGUUGUUGGCAGUGGUCGUAUUUGCCCUCGGCUGUACCGUGGAGAUCGGUAAGGUGUUGUCCCAUGUGCGCCGACCGUGGGGCAUCUUGAUCGGGAUUUUCUGCCAGUUUGGCAUCAUGCCACUCACCGCGUUCCUGCUGGCCCUGACCUUAAACGUGAGACCGGUGCAGGCUAUAGCCAUUCUUAUCAUGGGCUGCUGCCCGGGAGGCACCAUUUCUAACAUUAUCACCUACUGGAUCGAUGGAGACAUGGACCUCAGCAUCACGAUGACAAGUUUGUCCACCAUUUUGGCGAUGGGAAUGAUGCCACUGUGCCUUCUUGUUUACUCGCAGUCUUGGGUGGAGACCGGCAGCAUCAGGGUUCCCUACAUGCAAAUAGGUAUUACUCUGGUUACUCUAAUCGUCCCUGUGGCUGGUGGUGCCUUCGUCAACUAUAAGUGGCCAAAAGCAGCAAAGGUCAUUUUGAAGGUAGGGUCAGUGAUGGGCUGUGUUCUGCUGACCGUAGUGGGCGUUGCAAGUGCUCUGCUGUACCGUGGCUCCUGGAACACAGAUGCAUCCAUGGUGAUUGUCGGGCUCAUUUUCCCCAUCAUUGGCUUCACCGCUGGCUUCGCUAUUUCUAUUUUAGCACGACAGCCAUGGCCAAGGUGUCGGACAAUUGCCCUGGAGACCGGAGCCCAGAAUGUUCAGAUCUGCACAACAGUGCUCCAGCUCUCUUUCAGUCCACAGGAGCUGGUGCAGAUGUUCACGUUCCCCCUCAUCUACGGCUCCUUUCAGUUCACGUUUGGCCUCCUUAUGAUCGCAGUUUAUCAGAUAUACAAGCGGAUUUCCACACGUAAAUCAGAUGGGUCUGUCUUACCUGACCAUGCGCUACAAAGCUGCCCAAGAGACAACACUGGACAAGGGGAAGUCAAUAGAAGUUUUGAGCCUGAUUGGUCCUCUGCGAAUUAAGACGUAGAGAUCUAUUGCCACAGUAAUCUGUCAGCACUUUUAUGUGACCUUGAUAUGUGUUUAUACUGUAUGUUGUUGUAACUUUUGUCUGAUAGCUUUUGGACAUCUCUACCAUUGUACGCAACAAUACAUUGUGGCCAGCAGUGAAACAAUACCUCCUACCAUAACAGGAACUUUGAAUGGUCAGUUUGAGAUACAGCUUUGUAAGAUUU
Molecule: messenger RNA, 1255 nt
Organism: Sardina pilchardus (European sardine)
Lineage: Eukaryota; Metazoa; Chordata; Actinopteri; Clupeiformes; Clupeidae
Product: sodium-dependent organic anion transporter-like
Exons: 7
Coding region: 3-1043 (346 amino acids)
Biological process (GO): bile acid and bile salt transport
Cellular component (GO): membrane
Molecular function (GO): bile acid:sodium symporter activity
Source: RefSeq, a predicted model, not a curated record